AUGAGUGAAGAUCAGAAGGGUGAGAUUAUUCGGAUGUUGGGGGUGCCAAUUGUGAUGUUCCAUGAAAGAUAUUUAGGACUACCUACAAUAGCAGGAAAAAAUAAGAAGGAAAUGUUUAAGAAGAUUAAUGAAAGAUUGGAGUCUCACUUGCAAGGAUGGCAAUCAAAGCUCUUGUCUAAAGCAGGGAAGACAGUUCUUAUUAAAGCUGUGGGGCAGCAAAGUGGCCAAGUACUGGUGGGGAAAAGGAGGAAACAAGAGGGGAAUACAUUGGUGUACCUAGGAGGUCCUAGAAACAAGAAGGCAGGAGCACUGGGAUUUAGAGAUCUCGAAUGCUUCAACCAAGCGCUGCUAGCAAAGACAGUGUGGAGGUUGGCUCUUCAUCCAGAGUCACUCGUUAGUCAACUCCUUACUGCUAAAUAUUUCCCUCAAAGUAAUUGGGCAGGGGCUAUGGUGGGAGAGAAACCUUCGUUCAUCUGGAGGAGUUUAUUAUGGGGACGGGACUUAUCUUGCACUGGUGUGAGAUGGCGUAUUGGUUCAGGUAACAGGGUUCGAAUUUGGGAGGACAAAUGGUUACCAAUGCCGUGGUCAUUCAAGAUUGCUACUCCUCGCUUUCUGCUAGCUAAUACCAUGGUGAAUUAUCUCAUGGACCAGGCUGGUGAAAGGAAUGUCAGGUAUGUGGAAGACAACUUUCUCCUUGUGGAUGUGGAAAAAAUUCUUUCCAUUCCACUUGGGGGUGGGAAUUCGGAGGAUGCAGCCAUUUGGCAUAUUUGUCCUAAUGGUCAUUAUACAGUAAAAUCUGGAUAUUGGCUUGGUAGGGAGAUUAAACAACUUGAUAUGGGAACAAGUAGUGUUGGAGCGGGGAGUGCUUCAAACUUCAAAAAUUAUUGGAGUCUCAUUUGGAGUAUGAAUAUUCCGAACAAAGUCAAACUCUUGUGGAAAGCUUGUCAUUCUUUCCUUCCCUGUGCUGAGCGUUUGUUUAAAAGCAAGAUUGUUUCCCAUCCGGGUUGUGGGAGGUGUGGGGGACCUAGAGAAACUGUGCUGUAUAGUCUAUGGGAGUGCCCUUCAGUUAAGAAGGUAUGGAAGCUUACUUGGUUGAGUGUAUAA
This is a messenger RNA of Rosa rugosa (rugosa rose), 1104 nucleotides long. RefSeq lists its product as uncharacterized. The record is from RefSeq and is a predicted model, not a curated record. The coding region runs from base 1 to 1104 and encodes 367 amino acids. The transcript has 2 exons. Lineage: Eukaryota; Viridiplantae; Streptophyta; Magnoliopsida; Rosales; Rosaceae.